CUCGCAUAAAAACUUAUCAGCGCAAGGCAAGGUAACUUAGUUGAUUAUCGAAAGCACAUACGCGAACUUCCACUAAGAGACGAGCGCGCGCUGGUUUAGACUGAAUAAACACCGGACUUAAAUAACUACAAUUAAAAUAAACAAAAGCGACAAAUAUAAACAAAACCUCAACUAGUUACAGCAUGCAAUUUCUACGUCUAAUCUCGUUGUUGAUGCUGGGCGUCAUCCUUCUGGCCACGUCAUCUUGCCUGACCACAGCAGCUGUACUCGACGACGAGGGCAGACCACUAUGUCCCUGUCCACGCAACUUUGAUCCCGUUUGCGCAGCCAAUUUGGUCACCUAUUCAAAUCGCUGCGAAUACGACUGUGUACGCCGGGAUGUGGAACGUAGAGGACGUAGUCUCAAUCUAUUGCGUUCCGGAGCGUGCUAAGUGUUAACUGGUGCAUUAAAAUUUAAUUCAAAUUGAUGUGAGAAAUUUUUUUACAUUUACAUAAUGAUUACAAUAUGUAGUUCGGCUUAUUGAAUGUAUUUAUACCUUUUUAAAUGUUUUUACAAUUUUAUCAAACAAACUAUUGUGUGAACUAUUUAUAUAAACCAUAUAUUUUGCUAUGAAUAAAAAGCGUUGUUUUGUUUUAAA
Rhagoletis zephyria (snowberry fruit fly) is the source of this 638-nucleotide messenger RNA. Its product is annotated as serine protease inhibitor Kazal-type 2. Gene Ontology annotation, molecular function: protein binding. Lineage: Eukaryota; Metazoa; Arthropoda; Insecta; Diptera; Tephritidae. The record is from RefSeq and is a predicted model, not a curated record.